UACUCUGUUCUCAGGCUCACACUAACAGCAUCCCAUUACUCACCUCAACUGAAAAAAAUGGCAGAUAAUAACUAUGCAUUUUACAUACAUGGAGCCGAGGAACAAGUGUGUUCUGGAUACCUUUACAAAUCUCCCCCGGAAAAUCUAUUCAAGUCUCAGAAAUCUUGGAAAAGGAGGUUUUUUGUUCUUCUAAAGUACACAGAUAACAUAUGCCAACUUAAGUACUACAAAAAUGAAGAGAAGAACAAAACACUGGGAGACAUUGACUUGUCUAGGAUCAGCCUGUUGUUUGUUGGCCCCGAGGCACAUCAGAAGUGGGAAUGGAUCCAGAAAAACUUCAAAUGUUCUCCAUCCUCUGUGCUGUUCUUGAGGGUAGAAGACGACACACCAAAACAUUCAAGAGACUACUUCCUCAUUGGAAAAAACAGUGCUGAUGUGGAUGGUUGGCUCAACGCCUUAGUCAAGGUAAUGAAGACCCAGAAAUCAAGAAAUACCCUUCAGGAGAAUAGAUUUAGAUCAGCAUCUGAACCUAGUUCAGAAGCAAAGGCUGAGGGUGAGCCUGAUGACAGACGUUCAGCACAUGAAUCAAUGCUAACUUACCCGUUAAUGUACAGCCAUUAUGACUAUCCUCGCAAGCUCAGCGAACCUCCACUACCAGUAGCGCUCAAGAUUCCAGUUACUGAGGAUGAAGAUGAUGAGGAGGAGAUGCAGGAUGAAUCUGCAGAAGAGAGUAAUACAGAAUACAUGACCAUGGAAUCAUUGCAAAGUGCUUUGAAAGUUGAAAAACAGGAUAUGGACACUACAUGCAGGCAGGAAAAUGAAGCACACACACAUGUUGAGAAGGAGAUCUGCGUUAGUCAAAAUGAUCUGAAAAACAGUCUGAUCCUGACUCAGGAAGAAGGCAAACCAUGUGUCUCUGACUGUCGGAAGAUUCAGGCCUCGUGUCUCUUCCAUAAGGGGGACCAAAUCCUGGCCUUCAAUGACCUGCUUAUAGACACAGUAGAAGAGAUACAAACAUACGCAAGAAGACUAAGCAAGGACGAGGUAAAACUCACUAUUCGGCGGCUCAUAGGAUCCCAGCCUCUGCACUCUGAACCCUGUCUAUCAUAAUGAGGACAAGAAACUAAUCUCUUGUGAAUUCAUCAAGAUAUUAGAAAUAUGUCUGUGGGACAUUAAAUCUAAUUCAUUCAAGUCUAAUCAUACAGGUGGGAAACAAGGUGUAAAUGAAGAACAGAAGAGCAGUCAGGAUAUCUGAAGUAACUUGUCCUCUUUUGACUGUACAUUAAUCAAGUAAAUGUGUAAAACAAUGUGAAUGUUAAAUUUAUUGACCUUAAAAUGUCACUGAAUAAAAAUAAAUAAGUAAGAUUUAGACAGUAUAUGUACAUGAAACUAUGAGUGGUAGUGGGUUUAUUAGUUCACAUCUGUUAAUGUGAAACAUGAGUCAAGUAUUACUUUCUAAGAAGUAUGAAGGUUAAUUCAC
This is a messenger RNA of Carassius carassius (crucian carp), 1480 nucleotides long. Its product is annotated as pleckstrin homology domain-containing family S member 1-like. Lineage: Eukaryota; Metazoa; Chordata; Actinopteri; Cypriniformes; Cyprinidae. The transcript has 11 exons. The record is from RefSeq and is a predicted model, not a curated record. The coding region runs from base 58 to 1110 and encodes 350 amino acids.